Hemibagrus wyckioides is the source of this 1416-nucleotide messenger RNA. It is a transcript of the gene rgn, whose product is annotated as regucalcin. Lineage: Eukaryota; Metazoa; Chordata; Actinopteri; Siluriformes; Bagridae. Gene Ontology annotation, molecular function: gluconolactonase activity; calcium ion binding; enzyme regulator activity. The record is from RefSeq and is a predicted model, not a curated record. Bases 155 to 1054 code for a protein of 299 amino acids. The transcript is spliced from 7 exons. Gene Ontology annotation, biological process: L-ascorbic acid biosynthetic process.
UCGUCUCCCCGCCGCGUCACGAGUCCAAGCGCUCGACGAACUUUUACAGCUCUCAUACGAACAAACCCGGAGCAGGCAAAGACAUUUACAGACAUUUUGGCAUCGACCGGACAACAAGGAACAGGACUUUCAUCUGCAGCUGUGGUCAGAGGUCAUGGGCACCGUCAACGUGGAGUGUGUGGUGAAGGAGCAGAAUGAGAUUGGAGAAGGUCCAGUCUGGGAGGAAAAAGAUGCCUCUCUGUUGUACGUCGACAUCUAUGGCCCGAAGAUCAGCAGGUGGAACUCGCUGACCAAUCAAAUAGAGAGCAUGCGUACAGAGACGUAUGUGGGCUGCGUGGUUCCGCGCAGGUCAGGAGGGUACGUGAUUGGAGAGGGUACACGAUUCGCUGCUGUAGACUGGGAGAAGCGCACCAUCAUGACCAUCGCCAAGGUGGACAUGGAGAAGACCAACACCCGCUUUAAUGACGGGAAGGUGGAUCCGGCUGGAAGGUUUUUUGCAGGCACCAUGGCCGUUGAGGUGCGUCCGGCCGAGCUGGAGAGGAAACAGGGCUCGCUGUACAGCCUGCUCCCCGAACGCUCCGUCGUCACACACUUCGACCAGGUGGACCUCUCCAACGGGCUGGACUGGUCUCCGGAUCACCGCUUCUUCUACUAUGUAGACAGUCUGACGUACAUGGUGGAGGCCUUUGAUUAUGAUAUACACGCUGGAGGAGUAGCCAAUCGCAGAAUGGUGUACAGGCUGGAGAAAGACGAAGGCAUUCCUGAUGGCAUGUGCAUUGAUGUGGAAGGUAAAAUCUGGCUGGCCUGCUACAAUGGAGGCAGAGUGCUGCGUAUCGACCCUCAGACAGGGACCAGGCUCCAGACGGUGAAGAUGCCGGUAGCUAAAAUCACCUCGUGUUGUUUUGGAGGGAAAGACUACACCGACCUCUACGUCACCUCUGCGUGUAAAGGCAUGGACGAGGAAUCGCUCGCCAAACAGCCUCAAGCUGGCUCCAUUUUUAAGGUCACUGGUUUAGGAGUAAAGGGAAUUGCCCCAAAUUCAUUCUCCGGCUGACGCUCCAGAGAGUCUCUGGAUUUAGUGAAAUACACCACUCUACUAAUUGUGUCCACUAACAAUCUGCACUGAUAUGUUGAUGUAAUAAUGACCUGAAUUUAAGAGGCAGAUUUUUGGUCCAUCUGGACCGUAUUGUCCUUUAACAUCACAUUUCUGUUAGGACGUAAAGCGUGACUGAACGAGUUGGCUUGAGAAAAUGCUUGAGAUAAAUCUGGGAAUAAUGCUACUAAUGUAAUAAUUAGAAUAAUUACUGAAUUAAUGAUAACUAACAUGUCUAGGGUCGUGUUGUUCAACAUCAUCUGUCAGCUUUUCCUUUCAGGGGUGGCCACAGCGCAUCAUCUCACUCCACCUAUCCCUAUCUU